Pongo pygmaeus (Bornean orangutan) is the source of this 1076-nucleotide messenger RNA. It is a transcript of the gene MKRN2OS, whose product is annotated as MKRN2 opposite strand. The transcript is spliced from 4 exons. NCBI's taxonomy places the organism in Eukaryota, Metazoa, Chordata, Mammalia, Primates, Hominidae. The record is from RefSeq and is a predicted model, not a curated record. Bases 10 to 681 code for a protein of 223 amino acids.
GUGAAAGCUAUGCACUGCGCAGAGGCUGGGAAGGCUUUAAUUAAAUUCAACCACUGUGAGAAAUACAUCUACAGCUUCAGUGUGCCCCAGUGCUGCCCUCUCUGCCAGCAGGACCUGGGCUCGAGGAAGCUGGAGGACGCACCUGUUAGCAUCGCUAAUCCAUUUACUAAUGGACAUCAAGAAAAAUGUUCAUUCCUCCUCAGACCAACUCAGGGGACAUUUCUUAGGGAGUAUGAUGGAAGGUCUGAUCUUCAUGUUGGAAUAACUAACACAAAUGGGGUUGUGUAUAAUUACAGAGCACAUGGUGUCCAGCGAGAUGGAGCAGGGUGGGAACAGAGCAUAAGCAUCCCAUUACUGCAGCCCAACAUGUACGGAAUGAUGGAGCAAUGGGACAAGUACCUGGAAGACUUCUCCACCUCGGGGGCCUGGCUGCCUCACAGGUAUGAAGACCACCACCAUAACUGCUACACUUAUGCACUCACGUUCAUUAACUGCAUUCUGAUGGCAGAAGGUAGACAGCAACUGGACAAGGGUGAAUUUACGGAGAAGUACGUGGUCCCGCGGACAAGGCUGGCAUCCAAGUUCAUCACACUCUACCGGGCGAUACGGGAGCAUGGCUUCUGUGUCACUGACUGUCCCCAGCAGGAGGCGCAACCCCCUGAGGGCGGCGGUUUGUGCUGAGAGCUAUGUAAGCGCAGCCCGGACGCUGGGGGUAGGGUGGUUGCUACCUUUAAUCAGUACUAUGGAUUUCUAAAUGCAUUUAACUGUGGUUAAUAAAAACGUGUAUGGGCCGGGCGCGGCAGCUCAUGCCUGCAAUCCCAGCACUUUGGGAGGCUGAGGCAGGUGGGUCACCUUAGGUCGGGAGUUCGAGACCAGCCUGACCAAAACGGAGAAACCUCGUCUCUACCAAAAAUACAAAAUUAGCCGGGCAUGGUGGCGCAUGCCUCUAAUCCCAGCUACUAGGGAGGCUGAAGCAGGAGAAUUGCUUGAACCCGGGAGGCAGAGGUGGGGAUGAGUUGAGAUCGUGCCAUUGCACUCCAGCCUGGGCAACAAGAGUGAAACUCCACCUCAAAAAA